This is a messenger RNA of Ceratina calcarata, 1385 nucleotides long. RefSeq lists its product as uncharacterized. The transcript is spliced from 3 exons. NCBI's taxonomy places the organism in Eukaryota, Metazoa, Arthropoda, Insecta, Hymenoptera, Apidae. The coding region runs from base 438 to 971 and encodes 177 amino acids. The record is from RefSeq and is a predicted model, not a curated record.
CUUCUUCCUACAUAGUCAGUCAUUUUUCUCUUCGUUGAACGCUUUGAAUAUUUUUCAAAGCGCUCACUCUCAUUUUGCAAUCUCCGGUGGAAUACAGUUUUAUUUACACUCGAGAUGAUAUUCAACGAGGAAGUCUCUUUGAGGCAACGUCGAAUAGAAUAAUUGUUGAUUGGCCGGAACCAGGAAUUAGAUUUUAUAAUGUUAUGGAAGGGGAACGGUUUCGCUUAAAACGCGACAGCGUGAAUGCCUCUAGGUGUUGAGCGCCGUAGCACAAUUUGGUAAUUGCGCUGUUAUCUCGGAGGCAUGUGGGUACCACCAUUCGAUAAAGCGAAUCCUCGCGUACAGGAAGCGGUAUAUAUUGCUGCUCGUAGUUACAGCUACGCUUUUCACGCAGUUACAUCUAGUUCAGUGAAUACUUUUGAGAUUCAAAGGAAGCAAUGGCGUCGGUUUUAUUCCUGAUUUUCUUGCUGGCUGGAACUUAUGCCAAACCCGCAGAAUUGACAGAGGAGUCGAUCAAUAAUAUAGAUCAGGGCACGGAUUUGGAUAUCGAGAAUCAAGACCCUAUCGUCGUCACGACUCUCAAAGAUAGCAUAAUUCAAAGUUCUGACAGUACCAGCACCACUUCUAAACCGGGUCUGUUCGCCUGGUUUCUGACGCCGUUGACCCAGAAUCUUCAGAUCAGUCCUGAAACUCUUCAGAACCGCGUCACACAAAUCAGAGAGACGUUGAGCAACUUAGGCUGGCGAAAUCGCAACACCAACGGCAAACAAUUAACGGGGAACGCGAACACUCUGGUGCAGCUCGCGGGUCCCAAUGAUUCCGGUUUCUACACGAAUCGGUUGGACCCGGCUGGGUUCUUCGGUGGGAACGGUUGGCUGGCGAACAAGGGUGGAAUUCUGGGUGGCCCAGGUGCGAUUCUGUCUACCGGAAGCGUCCUCACGGACUAUCCCACCGCGUACAGGCGAAAAUAGAUGAUAAAGAAUGAAUUCCAAAGAUAAUUCCAAAAGAGAAUCUGUCGAUGGUCGGAUCGAAGGAACAGCGGAAAGGAUGGCAGUUUUUAGUGUUCGAAAAAUUAUAUUGUAACAUUGCUGUUGCUUGUGUGAAUAUUUAUUAGUUUGGGUCUCCUAUUUCGAGGAACGGUUUGCGGGAAUAAAGACGGAUCGUAGAACAAUAAAUAGUUGUUAGAGCGAGCGCGUGCAGUUGACAAAGGUGAUGGACGAGGAAGAAAUCGCAAGCGUAAAUAAAAAUGUACAUUAAAGGGAAUCGGGGGCAAAUAAAGUAAGCAGAUAAUUCCGACGGAACGUGCGCGAGACGGAAGUGGAAAUUUUUCCGUUGGCUCGCCGCGCCUGUUAAAGUUCGCGACGGUGAGAGCUUUUCAAUAAAUA